Molecule: messenger RNA, 1155 nt
Organism: Coffea arabica (coffee)
Lineage: Eukaryota; Viridiplantae; Streptophyta; Magnoliopsida; Gentianales; Rubiaceae
Source: RefSeq, a predicted model, not a curated record
AUGAAGUUCCUGAAUGCUAAGUAUUGUAAGGGCCUUCAUCCCUGCCAAAUUUCUGCGACUACUUUGGGUUCCGUAACUUGGAAGCGAAUGUUGGAUAUUCGAGGGUUGGCAGAGUUGUUUAUUGGGUGGAGCCUGCACAAGGGUCAUUGUAGCUUCUGGUAUGAUAAUUGGACAAGACAUGGGGCUUUAUAUCUAAGGAUAGGAGUGCGGGAGGACGUGUUGAUUUUGUCUGUUAUGAAGGAUAUGGAUUGGGUCCCGUCGAAGCUGGCCGAAGUCCUGCCUAGUGAAUUGGUUCAGCAGGAAUUAUUGGUGGCAGGGCCGGAUGGGGCCUCCCAUGAUCGAAUGCUUUGGCAAGCGUCAAGCUCAGGUCAUUUUUCUAUAUCGUCUGCAUAUAGAGAGAUUCGAGAGGUGAAGCACUUGUCUUACUUAUUUCACCAAAUAUGGCAUUUGAGCAUCCCCUUAAAGGUGUCAUUCUUUAUGCUUCGUUUAUUGUCUAAUUGCCUUCCCUUGGAUGAUGUGUUGACAGAACGUGGGUUUCAGCUUCCUUCCAAUGCUCCUGUUGUCUCGUUUCGAAAGGCUAGGUGCACAGCGGUUUUCCAGGGGUCCAUACAGCGACCAAAAGAGGUGUGUCAGGCCAUAUUCCAAGAGUUGAAGUCUAUUUUCUUGCUCAAAUUCGGAGAGAUACAUCGGGAGGUAGAUUGGCCUAAGUUCUUGGAAUCGAUUGAAGGAAGGCCAGAUGCAUUCCUCGUGCAUCAAAUUCGGUGGCUCCCUCCAUGGGCCGGUGGGGUCAAGCUCAAUAUUGAUGGGUGUUCAAAGGGUAACCCUAGGGUUAGUGAAGGAGGUGGGAUCCUUCGAAACUCUACGGGCAGUAUGCGCAUUCUUCUAAAGCAUUGCCAGAGUCCAUGGUCCAUCAAUGGUGAGGUGGGGAAGAUUGAGUUACUAGCUGGGGGAAGUUGUCAGUUCACACACUCUUAUAGAGAAGCAAAUAAGGUUGCGGAUGUAAUGGCGAAUGUUGGUUUGGCACAUCAUCAGCAUGUGGUUUAUGUCUAUGAGGGUAUUAAGGAUUUACCCAAAUUGGCUAGGGGUGCAUACCGAUUGGAUAGGCUAGGCUUUCCUUCCUUUGGUAGGUUUAGGGUUACAGGUGCCACGCCCUAA